Oreochromis niloticus (Nile tilapia) is the source of this 3268-nucleotide messenger RNA. RefSeq names its product V-set and immunoglobulin domain containing 10 like. Gene Ontology annotation, molecular function: protein binding. NCBI's taxonomy places the organism in Eukaryota, Metazoa, Chordata, Actinopteri, Cichliformes, Cichlidae. Bases 149 to 3268 code for a protein of 1039 amino acids. The transcript is spliced from 15 exons. The record is from RefSeq and is a predicted model, not a curated record.
UGGAAAAGAAAACUCCAACAUCCUGAUCCUUCCAUACGGGACAGCUCACAGCGGGAAACCUUACACCUGCUAUGCCAGGCACCCACUUCUGGUCCAAUCCAAGACCUGCAGCCUCACACUGGUGCCUAUCAGUAAGCCUUACAUCCUGAUGAGUAAUGCUUCUCCAGUGGAAGGAUCUUCAGUGUGGAUGCGCUGCAGUGUGGAAAAUGGAACUGAACCGAUCCAGUACACCUGGCACUAUGAAAACUAUAAUGGUAACGCCACAACCUUCACACUGGGCAACAGCAGCAUCAUCAACAUCACCAAUGUCAACCGCAACCACACCGGCUGGUACCGCUGUGUUGCCAGCAACGCUGUCAACAGCGAGAAAUCUGACCGCCUAUGGCUGAACACUCUGUUUGGACCAGACAUUCCUCAGAUAGACGUGACUCCGUACUCUAUGACCAGGCGGGGUUACACGGCUCUGGAGACGGAGGCUGUUUCCUUGCUGUGUCAGGCCCAGUCCAAUCCAGCCAGUCAGUACGUCUGGUUCUACAACAGUUCCCAAGUCUACACCGGGCAGAAGUUCACCAUCACCAAGAUCCUCCGUAUGCACACUGGCGACUACACCUGUUUGGCACAGAACACCUACCUCAACACCAGCUCCAAUAACACCAUCAGCCUGACAGUCUACUACCCCCCUGAUGGCUCCCCGUCCUGUUCUGUGGAGCCGGCUCUGAAUCACACCUCUCUGAGGCUGCUGUGCUCCUGGCCUGGUGGAUUCCCCUCACCUUCCCUCCACUGGACUGGAGACCUGAUACAAGAUCAGUCCAACACAGCCCAGCAAACAAGUUCAGCCUCCAGCACUACCAUCAUGCUGCCCUCUGGAGGCCUGACUUCUAAUAACAGUUUGUUCACUUGCCUGGGCUCCCAUGCUGCCCUGAAACAGUCGACACAGUGCAGCACACGCACAUAUAUUCCCCCUGCAGAGCCACUGUGUUUUGCUUAUGUGACUAAUGACAAACAGUAUCUGACGCUGUCCUGCUCCUGGGAGGGAGGGGCCCCGAAAGCUUUGGUAUGGUGGGAGGGCCCCGAAGGUCAGAGGAAAGGUGGAGAAGAAACCUCCAACAACUUUACCCUUUACUAUAGCACUGUACACUUUGGGAGACCUUACACCUGCCAUGCUAGACAUCCACUUUUGGUCCAAACCAAGAUCUGCAGACUCACGCUGGUCCCCGUCACUAAGCCUUACGUCCUGAUGAGUGAUACUUCUCCAGUGGAAGGAUCUUCAAUGUGGAUGCGCUGCAAUGUGGAAAAUGGGACUGAACCGAUCCGGUAUGUGUGGCAACGUGAAACCAGCAGUGAAGACAUCACAACAUUUGCACAGGGCAACAACAGCAUUAUCAACGUCACCAACGUCAACCGCAACCACACUGGCUGGUACCGCUGUGUAGCCAGCAACACCAUCAACAACCAGACAUCAGAUCGCGUAUGGCUGGACACCAUCUAUGGCCCAGAUGUUCCUCAAAUAGAUGUGACUCCACCUCGUACAGUAAAGCAGGGCUACACGGCUCUGGAGACGGAGGCUGUUUCCUUGCUGUGUCAGGCCCAGUCCAAUCCAGCCAGUCAGUACAUCUGGUUCUACAACAACUCGCAGGUCUACACUGGGCAGAAGUUCACCAUCACCAAGAUCCUCCGUGUGGAUGCUGGCGACUACACCUGUUUGGCACAGAACACCUACCUCAACACGCGCACCAAAAAAACCAUCAGCCUGACAGUCUACUACCCCCCUGAUGGCUCCCCGUCCUGUUCUGUGGAGCCGGCUCUGAAUCACACCUCUCUGAGGCUGCUGUGCUCCUGGCCUGGUGGAUUCCCCUCACCUUCCCUCCACUGGACUGGAGACCUGACACAAGAUCAGUCCAACACAGCCCAGCAAACAAGUUCAGCCUCCAGCACUACCAUCAUGCUGCCCUCUGGAGGCCUGACUUCUAAUAACAGUUUGUUCACUUGCCUGGGCUCCCAUGCUGCCCUGAAACAGUCGACACAGUGCAGCACACGCACAUAUAUUCCCCCUGCAGAGCCACUGUGUUUUGCUUAUGUGACUAAUGACAAACCGUACUUGAUGCUGUCCUGCUCCUGGGAGGGAGGGGCCCCAAACGCCUUGGUGUGGUGGGAGGGCCCCGAAGGUCAGAGCAAAGGUGGGGAACAAACCUCCAACAUCCUGAUCCUCCGCUAUGGCACAGCUCGCAGUGGGAAACCUUACACCUGCCACGCUAAACACCCGCUUCUGGUGGAAACCAAGACCUGCAGACUCACACUGGAGGCACCAGUGCUGCAGACACAGCGCAGAGUCGUGUCUGUGUACGAGGGGAGCGACGUUCAGCUUACCUGCAAUCUGAGAGCCAACUACCUUCCUGUCAAUGAAAUCACCUGGUUUAAUAAUCAGGGUGUCGGUGUCCAAGACACCUCAAAGUACAUGCUUCUGAGAACGCCUGCAUGGGCCAAUCUGACUGUGAGAGACACCGAUGAAACUCAAGACAGUGGCGAGUACAGGUGCUCCACUUCCAACGCAGUGGGAGGAACCGAAAUCAAUAUCACUUUAGUCAUCAAGAAGUACCCCAUGCCACCCAAUGCAACCCUGGUCAGAGUGAUGUACACCAGCCAACAGCGUAAUCAGGUGGAGCUGGAGUGGGUGGUGGAGAAGGAGGAAGCAGGAGGUUGGACAGGUUUCUUCUUGGAGCACCGAUGGAUGUCUGAGCGUCCACGAAGGAAAGGAAGUGGGAAUGAUUCUUCAAGUGAGCGGGUGGAGGAGAAAGUCUGGUACCGUAACAUCCUCCAGGAUCCAGCUGUCAGGAUUUAUACAGUGGGUAGCCUGACGCCAACGGUUACCUACCAGUUUCGCGUCAUACCGGUGAACCACCGCACUGUGGGACACCCUUCUGCUGCAAAGACACCAGUGGAACCACGCAACAAUUUGUACCCCGCUGUGAUUGGAGCAGCUAUCGGUGGGAUGCUCAUUGCAGCCGUUCUCACUGCUCUGCUGCUCAUGUUCAUCCUCCGUAACCGCAGCACCAAUCCUCGACUCCAUGACUUGCUGUUUGGCUUGCAGCACAGCCAGUCGCAGGAAACCAUCAACUUCCCAGAGGAUGAAGUGUUUGGUGGAUCAUCCAGUCCAGGAAAGUCCAGCAACGGCUUUACCCUGAGGAGCUUCAUUCCUCACCUCCUCACCCAUGAGUGCCACCCCCAUCCCGCCACCACCAGCCAAGCCCCCUCCCUCUGGAGACGAUAA